AUGACUGACAAUCAAACAGUGACUCGCUUCGAACUUUUACCCAAUGAAAUUCUCAUCCAAUGCUUUCAACAUCUCGAUGCUUUACAAAUCUUUUCUUCAUUCGAUCAAUUGAACUCUCGUUUCAACGAACUGAUUCGAUGCAUUCCACUCCAUCUUCACUUUCGGAACUAUCCACAUUCACUAUGUCAACGAUUUUGUGAUGAAAUGCUACGAAAUCCUUCCAUGAGGGAAUCUAUUCAUUCAUUGCAUUUGUCCAACAAAGAUGAAGGAAUGUGGAUUGAAUUCUUUCUUGAAAUGUUUGCCUUUGAAACGUUUCCCAGUCUCCAAUCGUUAACUUUGAUCGAUGCCUAUCACUUCAAUCAUUCCGCACUGCUACAAAUGCUCUGGUCUGUCCCUUCAUUGCAAUGUUUUCAUCUGAAAGAUUCUAAUAUUGAUCUGAACGAGAUAUUUUCUCAAGUACGUCGUUUUCCCAUACGAACAUUGACUCUUCCUCGAUUAUCGAGAUAUGUCACAUUGUUACAAUACUUUGUACCCCUAACAAGUUUGACUAUAGAGACCUGUAAUCGGUACCAAUUACUUCAAGUAUUGAAUGCUAUACACACUUUGAAAUAUCUUCAAAUCAAUAACUUAUCGAGAGAAGCAGAAGAAUCUGACAGAUAUGACUUGGAAAAAUUCACUCAUUCUCUUCAACAUUUGGUGAUCAACAACAGUCACUAUCGAUUCAACGAUAUUGAAAUGAUCAUCGUGCACACACCAGACUUACGUCGUUUGACAUUGUUUGUUGAUUUCCAGUUUAAUUGGUUCAGUAGUGACGAAUGGAACCAUUGGUUUCAUACUUACCUACCACGUCUGCAGAUUUUCAAGUUUUGUUUUCGAUUUCACCGCAGUAAAUAUCCAUCAAAUGUCGAAGAAGAUUUAACGGCAUUUCAAAAUAGUUUGCAGCCCUACAUACGUCAUCAUUCGAUCGAAUGUUUCUUAUCAAGUUGUAGAGGAAUGAUCUACACCGUCCCCUACGCAUUUUCAACGUUCAAAUUCCACGCAGGGAUGCGACGAUUUCAUCAUACGACUAUCGACGGCGAGAAUACCUUUGGUCGUGUCAGACAAUUGAAGAUCUGUACGAAUGAGGUGGAAAGAUAUGAUUAUCAUCAUUAUCGUCGUUUUUCUCACCGUGAACCACGACGAUCGCCUUUCAAUGAAGAAUAUAUAUUCGAACCUUUGAGACCGGAUGAUAUCCAAUGUAUAAUCGAAAAUUUCUCUCAUGUGAAACAUCUCGAUGUUUCAAAGUUUUCCAGACAACAAAAUCCCUCAGUACUUAUGGAAAUCCUGAGAAGAACACCGCACGUCACUUCAUUAACAAUGACUUCUGAUACUUUGAUAUCAUCGCUGGAGAAUACUGAAUUACGUCAGUAUCUGCAGCGAAUGAUUCGCAAACUAACGAUUACGAACUCAUUGUAUUCCUCGUACGAGAAUAACAUUCAAUGGCAAUUAUGUGUGGUAUUUACAAAUCUUCAACAACUGACAUGUACUUUUCGGGAAGAACGUUACGUGACGUAUUUCUUAACUCAUUUACCGAAAUUAAUCCGUGCACAAUUUACUGUUACCGAAUGGAAUCAGUCUUCUCAAGCAUUAUCAUUGUACGCCAGUUUGCGUCAAUCAGGCAUGUAUAUUCAUAUGGAGUAUAGUGAAAACAGACCUGAACAAAUCACCUGUUGGAUCAAUAGAGAAACGACAGACAAUUGA
Messenger RNA from Adineta ricciae, 1740 nucleotides. The record is from the annotation of a GenBank genome assembly. NCBI's taxonomy places the organism in Eukaryota, Metazoa, Rotifera, Eurotatoria, Adinetida, Adinetidae.